AUGCAAGAGUGUAGAGGUGCUGCGACACCAUUGGAACCCGGGUUAAAACUCUCAAAGAUUAUGCCCUCAGAUCAAUUAGACGAAAAGAGAAAGACAGCCUACCGAGAAUUAAUCGGGUCAUUAAUGUAUAUAGCAUUGCGUAGCAGACCAGACAUCCUAUUCGCCGUAACGAAGCUGUCGCAAUUCAAUUCAUGUCCAAGCGAAACACACUGGAUUCAAGCUAAACAUGUCUUGCGUUACCUGAGCAGAACAGUUGAUUACGUUAUACGUUAUAACACAAAUGAAAAACCUGAAAUCAGAAUAUUUUGCGACGCGGACUGGGCUGGCGACCAGGACGAUCGCCACUCCUUUACGGGCAUGGUUGUAAUGAUAGGGCCUAACAUUGUACAAUGGAUAUCUUCCAAGCAAAAAUGCAUAUCCAUGUCGACUAUGGAAGCAGAAUAUGUCGCUUUAGCGUCCGCGGUAAAAGAAGCGAAAUGGCUGAAGAUGCUCUUAAGCGAAUUAAAAUUAUAUGAUUCUCUUUUAGGAAUUAGUAAUGUAUACUGCGACAAUAAAUCAGCGAUAGAAUUCUCAAAAAGCCGCGUAGAGAAUUCGCGAACUAAACAUAUAGACAUAGCAUACCAUGUAGUAAGAGAGGAACUAGAAAAGAAAUCUAUUAGAUUAUCUUACGUUAGCUCAAACGAGAAUGUAGCAGACAUAAUGACGAAGAAUUUAAAAUGUAUAGCUCAUAAAAAUUGCACUGAGAGAUUGGGAAUCGCAAAAGUGGGGGACUGA
Messenger RNA from Osmia bicornis bicornis, 774 nucleotides. RefSeq names its product secreted RxLR effector protein 161-like. NCBI's taxonomy places the organism in Eukaryota, Metazoa, Arthropoda, Insecta, Hymenoptera, Megachilidae. The record is from RefSeq and is a predicted model, not a curated record. The coding region runs from base 1 to 774 and encodes 257 amino acids. The transcript has a single exon.